This is a messenger RNA of Nerophis lumbriciformis (worm pipefish), 1773 nucleotides long. The record is from RefSeq and is a predicted model, not a curated record. NCBI's taxonomy places the organism in Eukaryota, Metazoa, Chordata, Actinopteri, Syngnathiformes, Syngnathidae.
AUGUCAGCCAGCAGCCUCCUCGAACAGAGACCGAAAGGCCAAGCAAAUAAAGUGCAAAACGGAGCAGUGACCCAAAAGGAUUCCUUGAAUGAUGAUGAGUUUGAGCCUUAUCUGAACACUCAGGCCAGACAGAGCAAUGCCUAUACGGCCAUGUCUGACUCCUACAUGCCCAGCUAUUACAGCCCCUCCAUAGGAUUUUCCUACUCCCUCAACGAGGCAGCAUGGUCUACCGGCGGGGACCCUCCUAUGCCUUACCUGGCCUCCUAUGGACAGUUAAGCAACGGAGAGCCCCACUACCUCCCGGAUGCCAUGUUCGGGCAGCCGGGUCCCUUGGGAAGCAACCCCUUCUUGGGCCAGCACGGCUUCAACUUUUUCCCCAGCGGCAUCGACUUCUCGGCGUGGGGAAACAGCAGCUCUCAGGGACAGUCGGGCACGCCGCAGAGCUCCGGCUACAGCAGCAGCUAUGCCUAUGCUCCCAGCUCCCUGGGAGGAGCCGUGAUGGACGGACAGUCCCCCUUUGCGCCUGCUGCCAAUGAACCCCUGAAUAAGGCGCCCGGUAUGAACAGCCUAGACCAGGGCAUGGCAGGGUUAAAGAUCGGGGGCGCAUCUCCAGGGGGUAAUGGGGACAUGGCUCCGAAGGUGGUCGGCUCCAGCUUACCGGGAGGGGGUCCUCUCGGGCCAGUGUCUUCUGUCGGACCGCCAAGCAUGCCUCCCGUCUCCAUCGCCCCCGCCAAGCCUGCUUCGUGGGCAGACAUCGCCAGCAAGCCGGCCAAGCCUCAACCCAAGCUGAAAACCAAGGGUGGCAUGGCCGGGACGAAUUUGCCACCUCCGCCCAUUAAACACAACAUGGACAUCGGCACGUGGGACAACAAGGGCAAUGUGCCGAAAGCAGUCACGCCACAGCAGGGCCCCCCAAUUCCUAGCAAUGGGCAACCGCCCAAUCAGGCGUCUCCCCAGCCUGGAAGUACGGCGGCGGGGAACCCACAGAUGCCCCUCAGCAACGGACAGCUGGUACCUCCGGGCCCCCCGCCUCCGCCGAGUCAACAGCAGCAGGCGGGCCAGCCCACCCGCUGGGUGCCCCCGCGGAACCGAGCCAACGGGUUUGGGGACGGCGGCGGCACCGGUGCGGGGCAGUCGCCUCCCGCCUCCUCCGGAGUGGGCAUGGUUCCCGGGGUGCCUUCCGAGCCCCACCCAGUCUUAGAGAAGUUGCGUAUGGUCAACAACUACAACCCCAAGGACUUUGACUGGAACCCCAAGCAGGGCCGCGUGUUUAUCAUCAAAAGCUACUCCGAGGACGACAUCCACCGCUCCAUCAAGUACAACAUCUGGUGCAGCACGGAGCAUGGCAACAAGAGGUUGGAUGCCGCCUACCGCUCCUUGGGCGCCAAAGGGCCGCUCUACCUCCUGUUCAGCGUCAACGGCAGCGGGCACUUCUGCGGCGUGGCCGAGAUGCGCUCGGCCGUGGACUACAACACGUCUGCCGGCGUGUGGUCGCAGGACAAGUGGAAGGGGCGCUUUGAUGUGCGCUGGAUCUUCGUCAAAGACGUUCCCAACAGUCAGCUCAGACACAUCCGGCUGGAGAACAACGAGAACAAGCCGGUGACCAACUCUCGGGACACGCAGGAGGUGCCGCUGGAAAAGGCCCGGCAGGUGCUCAAGAUUAUCGCUGGCUACAAACACACCACCUCCAUCUUUGAUGACUUUUCGCACUACGAGAAGCGUCAGGAAGAGGAAGAAUGUGUGAAAAAGGAUCGCCAGGGCCGGAUCAAGUAA